Molecule: messenger RNA, 1277 nt
Organism: Anastrepha obliqua
Lineage: Eukaryota; Metazoa; Arthropoda; Insecta; Diptera; Tephritidae
Product: coiled-coil domain-containing protein 34-like
Exons: 3
Coding region: 348-1262 (304 amino acids)
Source: RefSeq, a predicted model, not a curated record
AAUUAAUGUAUGAGGAAAAUAAGCGCAUCACGUGUAUCAGGCAUCUAUUUGCAUUUGCGAAACCGAACCUACUGUGGUUGCAUGAACUCUUUCACGGAAAAAAAUGAUCAUAUUGGUAACCUGUUCAAUCACACUCAAAAUUAUAUUUCAAAUAGCUUAAAAAUAUUUUAAUUCCAAGAUAAUUAAUUUUUUGUGAAUUUUUUACUGUCCAAAUUUUGCUCCAAAUAAUAACCAAAAAAGCGGAAAAACAUAUUUUAAAAUCAAAUUUUUUUCGAAAACGGCUUUUGGGUAACUCCAAUCAACGUUUUUAGUACAGGAAUAAAUAGUAACUCCAGAAAGUUAUUAUCAUGGCCUUCUACACCACUCGCGUAGACGAUAAUGGCAAUGAAAUUGAACGCCGCCAUUCGGCGCGUAGCUUAGCAAUUUCAUUAAGCGCCAGCACUACAAGUACCAAUACCUCUCGUAUUAACCUGAGCUCACGAAGUUGUGAAACAAACGGAAGCGUAAGAACAUUUUUUAUUGGUCCCUUUAGGUAUAUCAAUCCUGCUGCUUUCAUUGAGAAAACACCUGAUCAAAGCGAGACAAGUAGUAUGAAUGAAGAGAAUAAAACGCAACCACCAUCGGAGAAUCAAAGCGACAUUGUUCCACCUUUAGAUUUACAAUCGGAAGAUAAUUACCCUACUACACGUGAUUACACCUUUUCGUAUCGUAAACACUGCGAGGCGUCUAAAAUUGUUUUGAAACCUGACUUGGCUUAUGAGACUUGGCUAUCUGCCAAAAGAAAACUUUUAUCUGAUGAAGCUGCGCGUCGGCGGAAGUCUGAAGAACAGAAGCGUAAGGAACAAGAAACUAGAAAGCGUCUUGCAGAAGAAAAGUUUCAACAAUGGUUGAAAACAAAAUCACGUCAAACUGUCUCGCGCGAGAAAAUUAAACUCCAAAUCGAUCAGGAAGAAAAACCACCCAAGACCCAAAUUAGGGAAGAAGAGGUGCAGGCUAAGCUAGAAGCUUGGGAGCAGGCUAAGCAGCUGGAGGAGGAGUGCCGUCGUGCUCUGAAGAGGCAAGAAGAUGAACGUCGUCGUCUUAUGGAAGAACAGCGGCGGCAAAUGGCCGCCGAGGCCUGGAAAAAAUGGCUUGCUGAGGUAGAUAAAAAACCACGACCGGUUCCAUUGAACCGGGGAAUAUUCACAUUGCGUGGUACUAUUUCCGACAUUUUUGUUAAUCCGAACGAGUGGCGAAGCACAAUCCCAAUAGACAAAGACUGAUAUACUGCAUUUAAA